AUGGGCUCCACCACAACAAACACGAUGCUCCCCCCAAAUAACCCCAUUACUCCCUUCUGGCGCACCCAACUCGACCCGCUCGAUGAUAUCCGGAGCACGCCCGACCUGCCCCCGCAAAGCGACAUUGUCAUCAUUGGCGGCGGCUACUCGGGCAUCACCCUAGCUUACUAUCUCCUCAAACAGCUCGCCGAGCAGGGUGACAAGACUACUACUAUUACGCUGCUCGAGGCGAGGCAGAUUUGCUCGGGCGCGACGGGUCGAAAUGGUAUGUCCCUAUCCAUACCUAAGUAUGGGGUACACGAGGUUAACCUUGAAAGUGAAGGCGGCCAUCUCCGCCCCGACAUUUACGGUCACAUUCCCACCUACAUUGAGCGCUCCGGGCUAGAAGCGGGUCUGGAGAUCGCCGAGUUCGAAUACGCCCAUAUCCAAGCGCUGAAAGAUCUCCUCCGCGAGGAAAACAUCGACUGCGAUUUGAACAUUACCCGGAACAUGAAUGUGUAUCUAGAUGAAGAGUCGGCAGAGAAAGCCAAGCUCGCGUAUGAGAUGUUGCAGGCGAAGGGGGUCAAAUUAGCCGAGGACUUGCAUUAUACGGGGAAAAGGGAUGCGGAGGUGAUAUCAGGCGCUCACAACGCCAAGGCCUGCAUCUCCUACACAUCAGGCACACUCUGGCCCUACAAAUUCAUUCUCGGCCUACUAAGCAAAAUCAUCAAAUCCCCGCAAUUAAACGUUCAAACCCACACCCCAGUGACAUCCAUCACUACAGAAGACAACAUCCACACCAUCUCCACUCCCCGCGGCACUCUCCGCACCGGAAAAAUUGUCUACGCGACAAACGCUUACACCGCCGGCUUACUCCCCGAGUAUUCGGCAAACAUCAUCCCCUGCAAGGGAAUAUGCUGCCAUAUCACGGUCCCUGAGGGAGAGGGCAAGAAACCCGCACCGUUCCUCCCAUACUCAUAUGCAAUCGGGUACGGAUCCGACGUUGUCGGCGGGGGCAGCUAUCUGAUUUCCAGACCGGAUGGGAGUAUUAUUGUGGGUGGUGCGCAAGCAACCUUUAAGGAUAAGCGGGAGGAGUGGUAUGGUGUUGUGGAUGAUACGACGUUGAUUGAUUCGGCGAAGAAUUACUAUGAUGGGUACAUGCAGCGGACAUUUCGGGGGUGGGAGGAUAGUGGGGCGUAUGUGAAGGAGAUUUGGACAGGUGUUAUGGGCUACUCGGCCGACUCGCAUCCGCAUAUCGGCGAAGUUCCCAAUAAACCCGGCCAGUAUGUCUGUGCUGGGUUUAAUGGCCAUGGAAUGCCGGUGAUUCUGCUGUCCGCCAAGGGACUGGCGGAGAUGAUUCAGAAGGGGAAGAAGUUCGAGGAGACGGGGAUGCCACGAUUGUUUAAGACGAGUGUAGAGAGGAUGGAGAAGGCGAGGAAUGGGCCGGAGGGGGGAGAUAUCUUUGCAUAG
Molecule: messenger RNA, 1449 nt
Organism: Aspergillus luchuensis
Lineage: Eukaryota; Fungi; Ascomycota; Eurotiomycetes; Eurotiales; Aspergillaceae
Product: NAD(P)/FAD-dependent oxidoreductase
Exons: 3
Coding region: 1-1449 (482 amino acids)
Cellular component (GO): cytoplasm
Molecular function (GO): oxidoreductase activity
Source: RefSeq, a predicted model, not a curated record